AUGUCUGUUCUUACCGUAGCCAAUGCCGCAGCCUUUGUCAACAAAACGGCAUUCAACCCAAUUGUCACAGGCAUUCUCUACCUACUUCGCAAUUACCUUCUUGACCACAAUAAAACAUCCUCUUCUUUCUUAUCCAAUAUCUUGACAAAUGAACAUACUGGCUCUACCCUCUACUGGUUAGCCCUCUUUGGUGUUGUCAAAUACUUCAACUCUUGGCUCAACUACUUUGCCCUAAACAACUACACAAACCUCACCGAGCAAUUCAUCCCAAGCAAAGAAACUGCCCUCGUCACUGGAGGUGCCAGUGGUAUUGGUGCUCUCACUGUUCAAGGUCUUGCACGUGCAGGUCUCAAAAAAGUCAUUGUUUGGGAUAUUCAAGAACUCACUUAUACCCCUCCUCCAAACGUUGUCUUCUAUAAGGUUGACCUCACCUCGGGCUCAGAAAUUGACGCUGCUGCUGAACGCGUCCGCUCAGAAAUUGGUCAUGUAACUAUUGUCAUCAACAAUGCAGGAACAGGAAUUGGGAAAACUAUUCUUGGUUCUACAGAACGCACUGUAAAACUUACCUUCAAUGUAAAUGCUGUCGCUCCAUUUCUAGUCACAAAGGCCUUUCUCCCACAUAUGAUUAAAACUAAUCACGGCCAUGUCCUCACCAUUGCAUCCCUUGCUUCUUUUACAACUCCAGCACAAAUGGUUGAUUACUGUGCAUCAAAAGCCGCAGCCCUGGUCUUUUCUGAAGGCCUUUCCCAGGAACUCAAACAUAGGUACGGUGCUCCAGGUAUCCGAAACUCAGUGGUCCAUCCAAUGUGGGUAAAAACUCCAUUAACCCAGGUUUUCAAUUCUCUUAAUCAUAUUCUUGCUAACCAGCUCGAACCAGAAGACGUGGCAAACGCAGUCAUCAAACAAGUCCUUUUGGGGAAAUCGGCCCAAAUUUGUAUCCCCUCUUCGCUCGGCUUCUCGGCUCUUAUUCGGGCCCUUCCCAAUUGGAUACAAGAACGUAUUCGUGAUGAACAGCAAGAUAUGAUUGUAGUAAAUAAGGAUUUUUAA
This is a messenger RNA of Magnusiomyces paraingens, 1047 nucleotides long. RefSeq lists its product as uncharacterized. The transcript has a single exon. The record is from RefSeq and is a predicted model, not a curated record. The coding region runs from base 1 to 1047 and encodes 348 amino acids. NCBI's taxonomy places the organism in Eukaryota, Fungi, Ascomycota, Dipodascomycetes, Dipodascales, Dipodascaceae. Gene Ontology annotation, molecular function: oxidoreductase activity, acting on the CH-OH group of donors, NAD or NADP as acceptor.